AUGACCUUCGCCAGACAGCGCGGGGCAUGUGAACACCAUCUCACAGGCAAGGCUGAACGCUCCACAUUUCAACGAUUUCUAGAAAUCAGACAACUUUCAUAUUCUGAUCGUCCAGUAUAUACAAAACUUCGCCAAAAGCUCAUCAUGGGUUCUGUUGUUCUUCCACAUCUCCGCACUGGUUGGCACGUCGAUCAGGCCAUUCUUGGGGAGGAGGAUCGCCUCGUUGUCAUUCGGUUUGGUCGUGAUGCAGACCCCGAUUGUAUGCGACAAGACGAAGUUCUCUACCGCAUCGCAGACCGAGUCAAGAACUUUGCUGUCGUGUAUGUCUGCGACUUGGACGAGGUCCCGGAUUUCAAGAGCAUGUACGAGUUAUAUGAUCCCAUGACCAUCAUGUUCUUCUUCAGAAACAAGCAUAUGAUGUGCGAUUUCGGAACUGGAAACAACAACAAGCUAAACUGGGUUCUGGAGGACAAGCAAGAGUUGAUCGACAUCAUCGAAACGAUCUACAGAGGAGCGAAGAAGGGUCGUGGUCUCGUUGUCAGUCCCAAGGACUACUCCACACGCUAUCGAUAUUAG
Glarea lozoyensis ATCC 20868 is the source of this 576-nucleotide messenger RNA. Its product is annotated as Thioredoxin-like protein. Bases 1 to 576 code for a protein of 191 amino acids. Gene Ontology annotation, cellular component: spliceosomal complex; U5 snRNP; U4/U6 x U5 tri-snRNP complex. The record is from RefSeq and is a predicted model, not a curated record. The transcript has 3 exons. Lineage: Eukaryota; Fungi; Ascomycota; Leotiomycetes; Helotiales; Helotiaceae. Gene Ontology annotation, biological process: mRNA splicing, via spliceosome.